AUGAGGAACCAAGCAACCACGCCGGAUCGGAGCAACUUCCUCAGACAAGAUGGCGGACUGUGCUUUGAGAUUCCACCGUGGCAACAUCAGCCUGUGGAGUUGGAGAAACAUAUCCUGAGGGUGCAGACUAUGUGGGGUGCCAGUAAUUACACCAGCAGGAGGGAAAUUGCGACCCACUUCGCAAAUGGGGAAUUAUCACGUUACAUGGACACUGUCAUCGGCCCGUUCCUGGACACGUAUCACAGGAACAUCCAAAAUUCAUACCAGCAGUUCACCACCAAAAUCCUGAGGAGGAUCAAAGAAGAAGUCAACCAGGCUGUCAAGAGGAAACAGCAGAUUUACAAGGAACUUAUUCAAUUAGCUGAUGACUUGCAGAUUCCAGAACUCUGCGCAGAAGAACGCAGGGCCACGCGUACGACAGCCAGCAAUUUCGUGUCACAAAUAUUCGCGUGUACUGAAGACGCAAGAGCUGCUAUAGCAAAGAUGGGCAAAUAUGCUGAGGAGAUGAUCUCCAUCACGAGAACGCACAUGCAAACUACCAUGAACACCAUCGCCAGGUAUAUAGGCUUAUGUAAGAUUUAUUUCUGCUCUUUUAGGAUGGAGGUGGAAAAAUGCCUGGAAAGUAUGUCUAUCGAUGCAGUAACCUUGGGAUAUGAGUUGGAUCUGAGUUUGACCAACGCUAGGCGUCAUAACGAGCAGUCUUGUGAGAGACUCUCCAACUGCGCACUAAAGGCGCGCAAACGCAGUGAUGAGUCAGUAGCUGAGCUCAGAGAUCUCCUUUACCAAUGUGUUUACACUUAG
This is a messenger RNA of Pectinophora gossypiella (pink bollworm), 801 nucleotides long. RefSeq lists its product as uncharacterized. The record is from RefSeq and is a predicted model, not a curated record. Lineage: Eukaryota; Metazoa; Arthropoda; Insecta; Lepidoptera; Gelechiidae. The transcript is spliced from 5 exons. The coding region runs from base 1 to 801 and encodes 266 amino acids.